UACGGUGGCCGGGCGGGACCGGGAUUGGGACUGGGAGCGGAGCCGGGCGGAGCCAUGGAGGUCCAGUCCUACUACACCAAGCUGCUGGGGGAGCUGAACGAGCAGCGCAAGCGCGACUUCUUCUGCGACUGCAGCAUCAUCGUGGAGGGCAGGAUCUUCAAAGCCCACAAGAACAUCCUGUUCGCCAACAGCGGCUACUUCCGAGCGCUGCUCAUCCACUACAUCCAGGACAGCGGGCGCCACAGCACGGCCUCGCUGGACAUCGUCACCUCCGAGGCUUUCUCCGUCAUCCUGGACUUCCUCUACUCGGGCAAGCUGGAUCUGUGCGGCGACAACGUCAUCGAGGUGAUGUCGGCGGCCAGCUACCUGCAGAUGACCGACGUGGUCAACUUCUGCAAGAGCUACAUCAGGUCCUCGCUGGACAUCUGCAGGAAGAUGGAGAGGGAGGCCGUGGUGUUCUACCAGGCUGACAGCGGCAGCUCGGCCAGGGAGGGCCCCUCUGCUGGCUCCAAGGGUGCUGUCCCCGUGUCCUCCGUGCAGGAGAAGGUUCUGGAAUGCCAGAGGGACCCUCCCUGCGGGGAGUGCAGUGGCUGUCACCCCUUGGAGGUGGUGGCCAGGGACCCUCAGAGCAGCGUUUCCCCCGAUGGCUGCAGGAGGGUGGAGCCCAAGGUGGAGUUUGAGGCCGAGCCGGCGGCGGCGGCGGCGCUGGAGCCCAUGGAAGAGGGGCAGCCCCUGGAGCUGGCCUGCAAUAACCUGCACAUGAAGCAGUUCCUGGAGGCUCUGCUGCGCAACAGCUCGGCCCCGAGGAAGGAGGACGUGGUGCAUCACUUGGUGCGGGGAUUUGAGGCUAGGGCUGAGGAGGCUGGAGUGCCCGUGAGCUCCAUGGUGGACAUUCACAGCGACUGGUAUGGUGAGGACACAGGUGACGUGCUGGUGGUGCCCAUCAAGCUGCACAAGUGCCCGUUCUGCCCCUACACGGCCAAGCAGAAGGGGAUCCUGAAGCGGCACAUCCGCUCGCACACCGGGGAGCGGCCGUACCCCUGCGAGACCUGCGGCAAGCGCUUCACCCGCCAGGAGCACCUGCGCAGCCACGCGCUCAGCGUCCAUCGCUCCAACAAGCCCAUCAUCUGCAAGGGCUGCAGGAGGACCUUCACCAACAGCCUGUCGCAGGGGCUGCGGCGCUUCGGGCUCUGUGACAGCUGCACCUGUGUCACCACCACCCACGAGGACUCCCUGCCCAUCAACCUCAGCCUGGUGGAAACGGCCUCAGAAGGGCAGGAGAAAGGAGAUGCUGACAAUGAUUGGCCCAUCUACGUGGAGUCUGGGGAGGAAAAUGACCCAGCUGAGGAUGAUGAUGGCGAUGACAAGCAGGAAAUCCACAGGACUUUGUCAGACAGAGAGACUUUGAUGUAGCAGUGAGAGGAGAGGGGGAGCACUGAGAGGUUCCCUGGCAGUGUCUGUGACAGAAAACUGCACGUUUGCUCAAUCAGUGACACUGUGCUGGUUUUUAUUAUUCUGGGGUUUAAUUCAAUUGUGAGGAGAAUUGGAUUUUUUUGAUACUUUUAAAGUUUUCAGUGCUGUGCACCAGAAAUCUGUGAAGAAUCUUCAGUCUGGGGCUCACAGAGGUUGGACUCGAGCAGUUUCUCUGCCUGCUGGUUUUGGGUUUGCAGGUGGAACACCUCUGGGUUGUUUUGGGGACAGGUUCUUUCAAAUAAUGAGUCCUGGUCCUUAAUCCCUGAUCUGAAAGGGACGCCACCUUUCCUCUGAAGAUGACAUAAAAUGUGGUUUCCAUCUCUUACCUUGGGACUUUUCCAAGCUAAUCUGUGAUCCUUCUGUCUUAGGACAGUGUUAUCUAAAUGAUGAACCAUAAAUAUUUGCUGAGACUGGGUUUGACCUGGAAACCAGGGCAGAAAAACCAGGAUAACAACAAAAAACCCCACAAAAAUAUGCUGCUGCUGAAAGGAUAGACAGGAAGAAUCCAUCUCUUUCACAUAAUUAAUUGCAAUAAUUUAUAGAUCAAGCUUUUCUUUCUGAAUUUUUACUGCAUCUUCCUCUCCUGAGAGCUCAGGCUGUGGAUCUUCAGCUGUGUCUUUAACGUCACUCAGAAUUCAGUAGUCUUGGCUUCAAUAUUAAACACAAAAAUGGUGUUUUAGUGGCCAGGACCAAGAGAAAAGCCCAAAUUCUUUUCAGCUUUUUACAAUAGGAGUCAAAAGCUGUCAGGCAGGUUCCCUGGGAAUUCUGACUGUGGCACUUUGAAUAACCAGACCCACACCUGGUGCAGCUGAGGAGCAGUGAAAUAUCUGAGCUAUGCUAUAAAAGAGCUCUGGGUGCCCUUUUGGAGUAAUUUUCUUCAUUUUUCCUGUAAUUUCUUUUCAAAUUCGGGGAUCCUCUCAUGAUUUAUGUUUGGUGAUUUAAUCCAAUAUUUAUUUUCUUAAAAAACCUCCACUGUGGACCUCCUGAUUCUUUGCUGGGGCAGCUAAAACUUUACAAAGGAGGUGAGAUUUUGUCACCUUUCCAGCAGCAAGUUUUUUAGAGCUAUCAAAACUCAGGCUGGGCAGCUUUAGAAGAAAACCCAGCACCACCAGAAAGCCUGUUUGCUUUGGGGUGACCUCCUGUUCCCUGACAAGGGGACAAAACUGAAAUAUACUGUGAAAUAAGACUGUUAAUGCUUCUUCACUCUGCUGUUCCCAAGUGUUUCACAAAAAGGCAAAUUUGAUGAGUCUUUUUGGCUGGAGCAGAAUUUUUUUAGACAGAUUUGGCUGACAAAGAGUGAGCAGUUCCUCCCACUUGGUGCUGUUUCCUGAGGGGUUUUUGGUGUGAAGAUUUUCCCACUUGGCAAACCUAAAAAACCCCAGAGCCUUCUGAUUUAACCAGGGUUUGUUCCGCAUACCUCGUGCUUUUCUUGUGCACGUUGAAAAAGAACAAUUCAGCUUCUCCCUCUGCUUCACCUAGCAGUGAAACUGCCCCAUUAUCAUGUCAGAUUUAUUUGUGAGAGGUGAUUCUGCUCUCACAAGUGCACCUAAGGGUUCCUUGCCACACCAGGUCGGAUGAGGAAAGAAGAAAUAAAGUUGUUUUUAAAGAAUUCACUUUAUUGGUGGCUGCUGCAGAGAGCAGAAGGUGAAGAGACUUUUUCUGGAGUGGUCUGCUCCAAGUUCUUGAUGAUGUGCUGGGUUUAUUUUCUGUCCCUUAAUUUGGGUGAGUUUCAGUCAUCCCUGUUCCAGGUCAGCUGGAAAUUGGAGUUUGUAUGAGCUGGAGCACAGGACAAGACCUUUACAGAAUUCCCUGCUCCAGAGCCCCUGGUUUAAUCACUCUGAAUUAA
Molecule: messenger RNA, 3319 nt
Organism: Melozone crissalis (California towhee)
Lineage: Eukaryota; Metazoa; Chordata; Aves; Passeriformes; Passerellidae
Gene: ZBTB8B
Product: zinc finger and BTB domain containing 8B
Exons: 4
Coding region: 55-1413 (452 amino acids)
Biological process (GO): regulation of transcription by RNA polymerase II
Molecular function (GO): protein binding; DNA-binding transcription factor activity, RNA polymerase II-specific; RNA polymerase II cis-regulatory region sequence-specific DNA binding
Source: RefSeq, a predicted model, not a curated record